Lucilia cuprina (Australian sheep blowfly) is the source of this 458-nucleotide messenger RNA. RefSeq lists its product as uncharacterized. NCBI's taxonomy places the organism in Eukaryota, Metazoa, Arthropoda, Insecta, Diptera, Calliphoridae. Gene Ontology annotation, biological process: IMP salvage. The transcript is spliced from 2 exons. The coding region runs from base 7 to 408 and encodes 133 amino acids. Gene Ontology annotation, molecular function: AMP deaminase activity. The record is from RefSeq and is a predicted model, not a curated record.
AGUGCCAUGACCGAUAAACACUCCAUACAAGGCGAUGUAACCGACGAUCCAGCAAUAAACUUUGUUGAACAUGAGUUAAUACCAAAUUUUCAACGUGUCUCCAUUUCGGGAGAAGACACCAGUGGUGUGCCAUUGGAGGAUUUAGAAAGAGCUUCCACUUUAAUUAUACAGGCUCUAGAAAUGCGUUCACGUUACAUGUCCAUUUCGGAACAAUCAUUUCCCACAACAACGUUGCGUUUUUUAAAAACCGUACAUGAAAGUGAUCGUUUUAAUAAGAUUCAAUAUGAAGAUCGUAAAUCUAUAGCGGAAUUAAUCCGCAAGAUCAGUCUACCAAUGAUCCAUUUACCACCCAGAGGUAUUAAAAGAUCUCUCUCUUUCUCUUUCUAUCUCUCGUUUGAAAUUUAUUAAGUUCUUAUCAAUUAUUUUUUUUCUGUUCUGUUCUGUUUUGUUUGUUUAUG